UACCAUUUAGUUGCGGAAGAUCUUCCCGAACAAGCAGCAAUGAUUCUCCCCGCCGUUUGUAUAUUGUCCUCUUGAGUGAGUGUAGGUCGACGUGCCACGAUGGUCAGGGUUUCUUUCAUUCUUUUCACAAACUAUUGAUCGCCAAAAGCACGCUUGUGGAUUUUGGAGUACCGUGCCACCAUGUCGAGGACCAGUGGAAGGGUUCUUGUCUGCGGGUUGGGCUUACUUUGUUUGCUGGAAGCAACAGUUGUGGCGACGGGGCAAAAUACCACCACAGCUACCCCCACUACCUUCAACUACAGGGACAGCCAAAACCCGUGCAAGAAAAGAGCAAAAUGCGAACGUUUGGAGUACUCUUCUUGCCUGGGAACAAGUCUUUCGUAUCAUUUUACCUCAACAACUCUUGCCAACGAUUCUACGAACCAAGCUGAAGCCCACGGGAAGCUGGUGCUUUGGACAGGCCUGAGGAACGUCCCUCGCUGUUGGGAGGUUAUCCAGCCUCUCCUAUGCUCCGUCUACAUGCCUAAAUGUGAGAACGGCUACGUGGAGUUGCCCAGUUACGAGAUGUGUGCCAUCACACGAGGGCCGUGUAAGAUAGUGGAGGAAGAACAGGGCUGGCCAGCCUUCUUACAGUGUCAGGAUAGAAACCAGUUCAUCAGUGGAUGUGAGAAUGAAGUGAAGAAUAUGAAGUUCAACGGAACGGGAGGUUGUGAAAGACCCUUAGUGGAGACAGACAACGAGAAAAGCUUCUACAAAGGUGUGGACGGCUGUGGCAUCCAGUGUCAAAAUCCACUCUUCACAGACGCUGAACACGAGCGCAUACACAAGUUCAUCGCUGGGUUUGGAGCUGUGACUGUUGUCUUCACGUUUUUCACUUUGGCUACAUUCUUGGUGGACUGGAAGAAUUCUAGUCGGUACCCUGCCCUCAUCCUGUUCUACAUCAACGGCUGUUUCUUCGUGGGCAGUAUCGGUUGGCUAGCCCAGUUCAGCGAGGGAGCACGGGACGACAUCGUCUGUCGGUCAGACGGAACCAUGAGAAUUGCAGAACCUAGUGAUGGGCAGAACCUGUCGUGUGUGGUGGUGUUCUUCCUGGUGUAUUACUUCAUGAUGGCGGGAGUGACGUGGUUUGUGAUGCUGGCGUUUGCCUGGCACAAGUCUUUCCGAGCGCUGGGUUCGUGUAAGGAUGCCCUGAGCGGGAAGACGUCCUACUUCCACCUCAUCUCCUGGAGCGUACCACUGGUGCUGUCUGUCAUGAUCAUAGCCAUGAGACAGGUUGACGGUGACUCUCUGAGCGGUAUCUGUUUUGUGGGUUACCAGAACCAUGAGUACAGGGCAGGAUUCCUGCUGGCUCCAGUAGCCCUGGUGUUAGCCAGUGGGCUCUGGUUCCUCGGAAAUGGAAUGUUCACGCUGGUGAAGUUACAGAUUGACAACCCAGACAUCCUCAGUAGCAGGGCAUCCACCAAGAUCAAGGAGACCAUUGUCAGACUAGGUAUUUUUGCGUUUCUUGCCCUGGGGUUUGUGUUCAUCACCUUUGCCUGCCAUGUGUACGAGUUCUCCAACCAUGCAGAAUGGGAGCAGAGCUUCCGAGAUUUCAUCAGGUGUGAGGCUAACGUGACUGUGGCAGAACUGCUGUCCAAUCAGCCGGUCCCUGAGUGCUCCAUGAAGAGCCGCCCCAGCCUCAUCAUUAUGGAGAUUCACUUGUUUGCCUUCUUUGGUGCAGGUAUUACAAUGAGCACCUGGGUCUGGACCAAAUCCACCAUUGCAACUUGGAAGAGAUUCUGGAAGAGAAUCACAGGUAAAGCAGGAGACGAGCCCAGAAGGUUACAUAAGACCAGGAUGAUUGCCAAAGCCUUCGCGCGGCGCAGAGAGCUACAGGACGGGGACCAGGCAGAACGACUGUCCUACAGCUUCCAGACGGUCUCACACGACGACCCUGUUGGGAUCAAUCUGAACCUGGAUAAGGAAGAAGACCAGGAGGAGCCGAGUGACUCCAAUGAGAAGCCUCAGAACUUUGCCAAAGCCGUUCCCAAGCUGGUGGCUCGCCGAGGAGCCAUCGUACCCAGGAUGCCUCAGGCACUGGCAGACGGUGCCGGCGCCCAGACCACGGUAGUAGCAGACGUGGAGCCGGGCCAACAGAAACACCGGCUGGACCGCCUCAGCCGGCGCAAGCACCAGAAACGCCACCGCAAGUACCGACAGGAGGUCCAGGACGUCCGGGCGCGCCAGCCUUCACGGAUCUCCGAGGCCGAUCUGGAGGAAGUGGACGAGGACGGCAUGCAGCCUCCCAACGUGCCAAUCGACAACAGUGAAAAAUCCCUGUCCUGCGACGAAGUGUCGGAUUCCGGGCGCGCCACAGCCGUCACAAGAAGCAGGGAAGCUGCCAUCCCAGAGGAAGAAGAAGAGGAAGGGACAUCGUUUAACGAAACCUCAGAGGGAGCGUCCUACACCGAAGCCUCGGAAGAAACGUCCAAUCGUGGUGUUACGCCGCCAAACAACUCCCAGUGCACCGAGUCCUCACCUGAAGUGGACAGCGACGAAUUUGCCAGCGAGGAGUUAAACUUUACCGACCAGAGCGGCUCCACUAACAACGGAGAAGACGUGUUACCAGGCUGCAUGGGGCACGCAGUUCUAACACAGCAAGCUGCACAACCUAGUGUGGUCUACAGAAGGCAGCCGGUUAAUGCCUACUACAGCAACCCAGCAUUCGUGUACCCUAGUGACCCUAUUCCAAUGGCGUAUGGGUACGGCCACCCAGGGGUGGGAGCUUACCCGGGUAACCCUGUCCCAGACAUGGACACGUAUUCAGGUAGCACAGAUAUGGAGUACAUGGGGAACCAAGGAGUCCCUAUACCCCUCAACAACCUGACUGUUAGCAGCUUCUAUGGGAACCAAGCCAUGGAGAGCUACAACAACCAAGCCAUAGACUCCUAUCCCUCAGCAACUUCCCGGGAAGUUAACAUAUAUAAUGUGGAAAAUGAUACGUAUAUCACCUAUCAUAAAUGAUGCUGCACAGAACCAAAGUUUCGGAAAAUUCAGAGCAGUAUUAUAUCAGUAGUGGUUAUGUCUGAAUUCUGUGACCAUUGAUCGAGAUUUGAACCUGGUUGCUAGUGGAGUUUUCUUCUUACAAUCUGUAAGAACUCUCGCCUACUUACCUUUCAAUUUCUAUCAGAUAUCUUCCUCAGAGCUUCUGACUAGAGUACUGUUUCUUGCCGCAAUAUGUAGCCAUAGGUAGAAACGGUACUCCAGUCUGAAGCUCUGAGGAAGGUGUCUGAUAGACAUUGAAACGUAAGCAGGUGAGAGGUUGUAUAAAAAGAAAACUCCAAUAUCUUAAAUGUUUUACCAACCAGAUGAAAUUAUUUUCGUAACUUGGUUGCUGUUUUGACUGAAAUGCUUAUUACAAUAUGCCAUAAGAGUUUGUAGCCGUUGCUUACAUUCUUGCAGUGAAAGUUUAUGGAGUGACAGUGGAACAAAGUACAUUUACUGUGAAUACAUGUAAGUCUAUUAGUAUUACCUUUGAUGAAAAAAACUGUGAAAAUGCACUAUUCUCAGGAAGGUGAAGACAUAUUUAUUGUGGAUCUGUACAGAAGUUUAUUUAGUAUACUUUUAUGUAUUGUGUAACCUUAUACUUUUUUAGUAGAGCAAGAGGUUGUUGAUAGACAAUUUAAAUGAAUUUUAUCUGAGUGGUUAGAAACUUUUAACUUUGUCAUUUCCCCGUUAAUUGUACUAAUCUCGUAUGUUUGUUGCAUUAACAGGUUUUGCUGGUGAUUCUUGACCACAUUUCCAGUGUAUUAUGCUCCAUAGAAUUUUUUUUUCUAAACCGGUGGUAGAAAAUUGAAGGACAAUAUAGGCCUGAAGAAGACUUAGAUAUAGCCAGUAUUUGAGUUAGCCUGAUGCAGUGCUAUGCACAAUGUAGUUGGUAUGGUACUAAGUAUGGAAAUUGUAAAAUAUGGAGGAUGGUACAUUCCUAAACAAUUGUUUUUGCCCAUUUUUCAAAAGCACUCGGUAAAUCCUGACCUGCCAGAAUUUUCUUGUCUUUUUGCAUGCCUUUUUGUAUGCAGUGAAAAAUACUGCUGAAUUUCUGACUUGUCACCUUUUUCUGUGGAUAGUAAGGUAAAGGAACGUGAAUAUUUACAGUAAAAUGUUGGGUUCCCCUGCCUUUACAACUGUACAAGGAAUGCCAUGUACAUGUACAUUAUAUAUAUUUUGAUGUAUUCUGUAUUUUAUAGGUAAGCUUGCUCUAGGAGUGCGUACACAUGCAGUUUAGUUUUAGCAAUUUUAUUCUUCAGGACUUUAUUUUUUUCUACAGAUCCAUUUUUAUUUUUACUCAUUACAAUGUCAGCUGUAUUAAUUAAUACAAACACUGUUGCAGCAAAAUUCAUACUUAGAAAGUACCAGCCAUUUUUGUACAGUAUGUGUAAAUACAAGCCUGGAAAACUGGA
This is a messenger RNA of Branchiostoma belcheri (Belcher's lancelet), 4439 nucleotides long. RefSeq names its product smoothened homolog. Lineage: Eukaryota; Metazoa; Chordata; Leptocardii; Amphioxiformes; Branchiostomatidae. Gene Ontology annotation, cellular component: cilium; plasma membrane; dendrite. The record is from RefSeq and is a predicted model, not a curated record. The transcript is spliced from 13 exons. Gene Ontology annotation, molecular function: transmembrane signaling receptor activity; patched binding. Gene Ontology annotation, biological process: central nervous system development; positive regulation of smoothened signaling pathway; smoothened signaling pathway. The coding region runs from base 181 to 3003 and encodes 940 amino acids.